Molecule: messenger RNA, 1873 nt
Organism: Silurus meridionalis
Lineage: Eukaryota; Metazoa; Chordata; Actinopteri; Siluriformes; Siluridae
Gene: evx1
Product: even-skipped homeobox 1
Exons: 3
Coding region: 115-1179 (354 amino acids)
Biological process (GO): regulation of transcription by RNA polymerase II
Cellular component (GO): nucleus
Molecular function (GO): RNA polymerase II cis-regulatory region sequence-specific DNA binding; DNA-binding transcription factor activity, RNA polymerase II-specific
Source: RefSeq, a predicted model, not a curated record
GUGAUCCGGCCCAGUGCUCGCGCUGCGCUCUAGACAGCACUUCUCACUGCUAGGUCUCACUGCUUCUCUUUCUGAGUGCUCAACACGACCAAGUGAUUCCGUGCACUGAGAGUUAUGGAGAGCAGAAAGGACGUGCCGAUGAGGACCGAAGGUGGCGCACUGGCCUCGAAUUUCCCCGACGUUCCUGAAGACCAAGAGGAGAAGGCAGCUCCAAGAAACGGUAAUAUCCAGGACUGUUUCCCGUGUUCACGAGACCGAUCGAUGGAGGAAGCGCAAAGCGGCACUAUGAAGGGAAUGAGACUCGCAAGUAAGACGCGUGCGCAGAACCAAGAUCUCUCAGAUCUCCCCAGGAAAGAAGCAAGCAGCUCCGACGAGUCGGAUUUUUAUGACGGGACGGAUGUGACGGAUGUGACGGAUGUGAGCUGCACCCCUGACCGUACGGAUUACCACCACAAUGCUCAAGGUCGGGGGUCUCCGAGUCCCAGUACAGAAAGCACAGUGGACGGUGGGAAAGUGAGCACGUGCCCAGGGGGCAUCGCGUACGGCUCGGAUCAGAUGCGACGCUACCGCACGGCUUUCACCAGGGAGCAGAUCGCUCGGCUUGAGAAGGAGUUUUACAGGGAAAAUUACGUGUCCCGACCCCGCAGAUGUGAACUGGCGGCCGCCUUGAAUUUACCAGAAACCACCAUCAAGGUCUGGUUCCAGAACCGGCGCAUGAAGGACAAGAGGCAGCGGCUGGCUAUGACGUGGCCUCACCCAGCCGACCCCGCUUUCUACAGCUACAUGGUGGGCCACGCGGGCAACCUGCCCUACUCGUUUUCCUCCCAUCUCCCCGUGGCCUACUACUCUCCCCUAACUGGCGUGGCCGCGGGUCCGGUCAGCGCGUCUGGAGCGCCUGCGUUUGCGAGCCCUCUGCGUUCACUGGACACUUUCAGACUCCUCUCUCAUACUUAUCCGCGUCCCGAGCUGCUCUGCGCGUUCCGACACCCGUCUCUGUACGCAAGCGCGGGUCACGUCCUUGGGAACGCGUGCACGUGCCUCGGGUGUCAAUCCAGCGGGAGCGCGCAGAGGUCGCCGACGAACGCAGAAGUCGCGUGCGCGCCUUCGACCAGAGACGACGCGUUCCUUAUGUUCUCCCCGGCUUUCCUCAACAAGUCCCCGGAGCAGGUCCCCAGAUAACCUGACACGCGAGCAUUGUCCUGGACAUUUUUUUCUCUGUUUUGACCACGUUUUAUAACAAUGUCCAAAAUGCCUCCAACAACCUGCUAUGCAAAACAUGAAGCUGGUCUUUGCGUCAUGAAGGACAUGGAGGACAUUAUUACAGUAGACAUGGAGGACAUGUUGAUUACAGUAGAAUGUGUUAGAGAAAGCACCAAGCAGUUGCACUUAAAUGAAAAUGGAAAAUAAAGUCAUUUCCGGUGCUUUAAAACUGGAAAGACUGAAGGACACAAUGCUAUAAUUUAUACUUUUAUUUUAUUACAUGAUUCAAUCCACCCAAAUUGUGUAUUCUUUUCCUUUUCUUUUUUUUCUUUCUUUGUUGUUUUUGUUUUGUUUUGUUUGGGAAGUGUGGAAUCGGGUAGAUGAUAAUAGCAAUUUAUGAGAGGUGUAUUCAUAUAGAAGAAAUAUUUUCAUCUUUAUUUAAUGACAAAGUAAAUCGAGAAGUCAGAUGUUGAAUGUUUAAAGGAGUCGCAGAAAUGAACAGAAGAUGUAACUUAACAUACAGGACCAAAAAUACCCGAUUUUAUUAUUAAUAAUAAUUAUAUUAUUAUCAGAUAGAUCCUGACCUGGAGAUAUGGGCAUGCAGAAUUCAGCUUUUUUUGGAAAUGUUUUGGUUGUCGUGUAUAACAUUCGUAAUAAAAACUCUUUUGAAAUA